Messenger RNA from Cephus cinctus (wheat stem sawfly), 1872 nucleotides. Its product is annotated as kelch domain-containing protein 4. Bases 148 to 1722 code for a protein of 524 amino acids. The transcript is spliced from 9 exons. The record is from RefSeq and is a predicted model, not a curated record. NCBI's taxonomy places the organism in Eukaryota, Metazoa, Arthropoda, Insecta, Hymenoptera, Cephidae. Gene Ontology annotation, molecular function: protein binding.
CUAUGCAUAUGUUUGAUAUGGUUGUGUACUUUAUAUUUCAGAACACGUGUUUCAAUCAGUUUCAAUGUUUUCUUGAUUAAUAACAAAACUGAAGGUGCCCACAAGACUAAAGUUGUGUACAGUAUUGUUAAAUUCUGAAAAUAAAUCAUGGGAAAGAAAGAUAAGAAUAAGAAAAAAGUUAGUGGUACUGUUAAAACUGCUAUGAAAACUGAAAAAAAGCUUAAUGCCAAACAGAAAAAAGAGUUAGCCGCACUGGGUGAGGAUGACAUCGAAAAAGUUGUCGCACAAAUCGAAAAAGAGGAAGCUAGGAGACAGCGUGUUGUUGAAACCAUUGUAGAACAGCCGACACGUCGUGUUAAUUUUACUUUAACCGCUCAUCCUUUUAAAGAUGAACUUAUUAUGCUUGGUGGUGAAUUUUACGACGGUCAGAAGACUGUCGUUUACGGAGACAUGUUUUUCUAUAAUUUGAAGAAAAAAGAGUGGAGUUUAAUAAAAGCACCUGGUGCACCACCACCUAGGUGUGGACAUCAAGCUGUAGCUGUGCCAACAAACAACGGUGAACUCUGGGUUUUUGGUGGAGAGUUUUCUAGUCCCUCUGAAUCGCAAUUUUAUCAUUAUCGGGAUCUUUGGGUUUAUCGUAUUGGAGAAAAAAAAUGGGAAAAAAUUACAUCCCCUGGUGGACCAUCUGCUAGAAGUGGUCACAGAAUGGUUCAUGUAAAAAAGCAAUUGAUUGUUUUUGGUGGCUUUCAUGAUAAUCUCAGAGACUAUAAAUAUUAUAAUGAUGUUCAUAUAUUUAAUUUAACUACAUACAAGUGGAACAAACUUGAUAUUUCAGGAAACUUACCUGCACCCCGUUCGGGUUGUAUUGUUUUUCCAACAACAGAUAACAAAAUAUUAAUUUAUGGUGGUUACAGCAAAGAAAGAAUUAAGAAAGAUGUAGAUAAGGGUCAAGUUCAUAAGGAUAUGUUUACUAUCAGUCCAGAAAAAAAUGACCAGACAGGUCUGAAGUGGAAAUCGGUUAUGGUUAAACAAGGUGGAAUCGGAGUUUCACCGCGCUGUAGUGCUUCUGGUAUACUCGUGCAACCAAAUCAGGCAUACAUGUUUGGAGGAGUUUUCGAUGAAGAGGAAAAUGAAGAGGAACUUCAUGGAACAUUUUUCAAUGAUCUGAUCUCUCUGGACCUAGAGAAAUUCCAAUGGCACACAGUUACGUUAAGUGGGAAAAAGGAAUCAAGUGUACGAAGAAGAAGAAGGAAAAUAAAGGAAGAUGGUGAUAGUAAUGGUGAAAGUGAAGAUGAUGAAAAUGAUGAAACAUCAGCUCCAAUGGAUGUUACACCUGUACCAACUGUCAUUACGGACGACGAUGGAAUUUUUACGGUAACUGUUGGUCCUUCAUUAAAAACAAGUACAAGUACAGGACAAGCAGAAACAGCCAGUGCAGUAUUCUAUCCUUCUCCUAGAAUUAAUGCAGGACUCGUUUUAAAACAUGAAAUUUUAUAUUUAUAUGGUGGUAUGUUUGAAGAUGGUGAUCGACAAUAUACGCUAAAUGAUUUUUACAGUUUGGACACUCGAAAACUGGAUGAGUGGAAAACUAUAAUCAAGGAUGAUCUAUCGUCUCAAGUCUGGCUGGAAUCAGACAGUUCCGACUCAGGAAGUGAUGACGACGAUGAUGACGAUGAUAAAUCUAGUGACGAAGAGGACGGUAUGGAGGUAGACGAUAAGUAAUUACAAUUUUAUUCGACUUCAUGAAAUUCUACAACUUUUAAGCUUCAUACUGGCGUUAUAACAUCCUUUUCCAUUUGUCAAAUUCAAGCUGUAAAGAACUGAUCUAAAAAUUAAAGAUUGAAUAAAAUUAUAUUAUAGAUAUACUAAAAC